AUGGGAAUUCCUAGAAGUCAAGUCAGGACUGCAAGGCUGCAUUUAGAGCCAAACUUCCGCAAGUACGGUAUCAAGCCCAAAUUUCAAAGCUGUCAUAGUUUCCGGAAUCCGAUGGAAGGUCAGCUGCGAGUGCUAGGCACCCAAGUUUGAACGUUGAGGUAUAACCUCAGAUGCGGACAUCUUGAGACAAGGUUGAGGUAUAGCCUCAAAUGCUGACAUGGACAUGUUGAGGUUGAGAUUCUGAUGACCUUGUGAUGACCAUGAUAACGAUCUAUAUAUGUGGUGGGAUCUAUCAGCUCCGGAAGGACGGUUGACCUACGAAUAUGAAUACUUACUGGAGAAGACUACAUGGACGUGUUGUGU
Molecule: messenger RNA, 363 nt
Organism: Laccaria bicolor S238N-H82
Lineage: Eukaryota; Fungi; Basidiomycota; Agaricomycetes; Agaricales; Hydnangiaceae
Exons: 1
Coding region: 1-150 (49 amino acids)
Source: RefSeq, a predicted model, not a curated record